This is a messenger RNA of Lineus longissimus, 4058 nucleotides long. RefSeq lists its product as uncharacterized. The transcript is spliced from 9 exons. The record is from RefSeq and is a predicted model, not a curated record. Bases 303 to 2291 code for a protein of 662 amino acids. NCBI's taxonomy places the organism in Eukaryota, Metazoa, Nemertea, Pilidiophora, Heteronemertea, Lineidae.
AUCAAGGAAUAGGCCCUACAGUUGAACUUCACUGUAAACCAAUGAUGUGUUGAUGAGUUCAAUGAAUCCUUCAAUUCCUUUGAGUUUCUUGGCGAACUUACGUCCGAGAAUGAUCCGUUGACGUGUACCUGCAUUGCCAUUUGUGUGUAAACUGUUAAUAGUUAUCUAUUUUCAGACGAAACUCAGUCCCUCACAAGCUUUGGUCGAUUUCGGAGAGAACAUCUCGUCUCGUUUAGCCAAUUCGGGCAUGACUUUGGACAUCCAGUGACGCAGCAAAAAGUAGUGACACUCCAUCCAAUAGAAUGCCCAUCGAGAUACGUAGUGCUGCCCUCUCUCAGGCAGAGAGGACGAUAAAGGAACUGAGAGAGGAAAAUUCAGUUCUGAAAAGGGAACUGAAUGAGACGCAGUCUUUGUACAAACAGCUUGUGAUGGAGAAUGAUAAAGAGACAUUCCAUGAGAGGCGGGUCAUGCUAAUCAAGUCUCAACUCAUACAGAUGGAAAGACAGGUGCUGCUGUUGACAGAGGGCCUUGGUUCUCGAUCCACCACAUUGUUUGAAGUGGAGAACUCCCUGUCCUAUCUUGCUGACACAUGCAGAACAUUCAUUGCUCAAGAAACUCACAGUCCAGAAAUCCCGAUUCAGAGAGCACAGUUAAUCAAGAUGGUUGAAAGCGCCGAGUCAGCUAGAAUUAAACUCUACAAGAAUCUUGAGAACAACACAGCAGAGAACCUUGCCAAACCACUGAUGAUGAUGGAAACAUUUCUAAAACCGAACCAGGAGAAACCUGUCACCAUGUUAGAUGUCUGUAAUGGGAAAACGGAUCAUAUUAAUCUAAAACAAGUAGGAAAGUUAGAAACAAAGUUAGUGGGAGUCUACAAGUGCCUUUCUGCUGUACAGCAUUCCCUUUCAUCUGUGAUGUCCAUCAAGAAUGGCACAGUCCAUUUGUCUAACCACCUCAGCCCGGCAGCGUAUGAGAGAGUCAACGGACAGAUCUCAAAAGCCUGUAGCCAACUGAGGGAAGUGAACAUGGAGCUACUCGAACUCUCCCUACUACUGCCCACAGCCCCUUGGCCUGCUCUUCAAAAGUCACGAAUAAAAGAGAUCACUGCAGAAAAUGUCCUAUCGAAACUUCCAAAGUUUCCUCGCAGCAAACAGUCGGAAGCCAGAAGUCUUGUGGAGAGCCUGUUAAAAGCUAUGAACUAUACUCUGUAUGUCUCCAAUCUUGAGGGUCAAGUGCUCAAAGAUGAGGUGAAGUUCCACCAGACUCUGUAUGACCUUCAGAUUGCCUACAUCAAUGACCUCUUCAAGGUCAUUCAGGAUGGUUAUGCUACAUUCCAAGAUAAUACUCAGGAACUACUGGUUGAUCCUUUACGAGCUGUCAUGAAAGAAUACUGCGAAAUGAAGGAAACUGCCUCAGAAGAUUCCCUCCGAACAUUCCUGACUUCAUUUAAACAGCAUGCCGACGAGAUACAGACAGCAAUUGAAAGUCUCAGCAUUCCCAAGGAGGAGGAGAGCGAGGGAGUUAGAGCAUUGUCGACAUUUGGUGAAGCAUUUCUUAAGAGGCUCGAAGAAGAGGAAGGAUUGUGUCGGGAGAGGCGGGACACUGCCAUUGGGGAGGUUGAAAUGGUGAAGUCACAGCGUGAAGCUUUCAUAGCCGAGCUACAGGCAGAACUCGUGGCAAAGCCAGAGGAGGAGGAACCAGUACAAGAUCCAAAGGCUGAAUACCAGAAAAUAAUAGACGAAGAUACCGCAGAAGGUGUUGCAACGAAUUCUCCUAGUAUUGCUCAAGAUACAUCACCUGAAAGCAAUAGCAAUCAUGAUGAUGACUGUUCAUGUGGUGGGAAAAAGGUCGGUCCUCUUGCAAGGCGUUCCAGACAGAAGGUGGCAGAUUUAGCGAAAGGUUCACCAAAAUGCUGCGAUGAUAAAACUGAUGAGAAGACUGUAAAAAGAGAGAAGGAGAACAUUGCGACUCUGAGUGGUGAUAAGACUACAACACCAAGUAGGCCUACCCCGAGUAAAAUGGGCCUUCCCAAACCCGUGCGUAGAAGUGGCAUUCCAGUUGACAGGACGCCCUCUCGCACACCGGUUCCAAAGAAGACUCCUGCAAGCAGUAUGAACAGAUCAAGGUCAGGAAGCCUGACAAGGUCAAAGUCAGGCAGUAGAGAAAAUCUGUUGAGUACUCCUGGGACUCCUAGUUCUCCAAACUCUACUCGGGCGAGUUUGGCUGCGGGGAACCAUAAGGUUGUUCCAGGUAUUCCGAUGAGGUCUCUCAAUUUGAAACGCGAUGGUUGAUUGAGCGUGAAGAAGGCAUGCAUACUUUAUAUUGAAAUCGUUUUUAUAAAUGAGAUUGAAGACAUUAUGUGACCUGCUGCCAAAUUCUGAUAUAACCUGAAGUCGCAAAUGGGUUUCUUCAAGCAGUGGGCAUCUGUCCUAUUCUCAAUUUUCUAGGUCGCUAUUUUGGCGGCAAAUAAUUUUAGUUGUUCGUCAUGAUGGCAACUAUAUUUUACAGGAUAUACAUGUAUGUAAAUGUAUACAGAUAGUGGUCCAUUUAUGCAUGUGAUCUUUUUACCGGUAAUUGUCAUGGGCCUGAUAUAUUGGAGAAUAUUUCCAUGCAUGUAUUUGUUAUGCAAACACAAAUGUAGGCCUGCCUUCGAUGGGUAAAUGAAUAAAAUAGGCAUUGAAGAUACUUUGUGAAUCUGUGCUAGCUUCCUCCAUUAACAUGCACAAACAGCAUUUUGAUUCCAUUCCAUUACAAAUAGUAUCAUAUCUACCUCAUUCAAACUACGUCAUUAAUCCUGCGAGCACAUUCGGUUGAGAUUGUUUGAAGAUGCUCUGUUUUAAUGGGUGUGUUUUAAAGACCUACAUCAUUCCUUCACUGAUCUUUACUUCGUAUUUUAUAGAUAAUUUACCUGUCAGUGGGCUAUUCUCGUGUCAUUUUCUAUGUGUAUGUACAAUAAACAGUGUAUAGCGAGCCGUGUAACACAUGUAAGUUUGUGGCAGUAAGCAAAGGCUUAUUUGUUGUACCCGGUACAUGUAUUCUAUACUAUUUAGAUUGUCCUCAACAUGCAUCUUGGCAUUGGCUCAUUUAGUACAAGUACCUGCUCAUUGGAAUGUCUUUAACACAAAUGUUGUAAGGAAUUUUAUGUGUUGUAAAUUGAUUGGUUUCCCUUUGUAUAAAUAUCCUUCUUUUUGAUGGAUUUAUGUCAAUUUUCCAUCCAAAUAAUCAAUCGGACAAUCAUGUUCAUCCUGUGGAACAACGUAGGCAGCAACCGAGACAGCCUGUUGUCGCUCUGGUAUUGAGGACCAGAAUAUUUUCAAAUCUUGGGAACCACUAUAACAUAUGGAAUUCAGAGUCAUUUUCAAGGUACUCAUCUGUACAUACUAUGUACGUUGAAUAAAAUUGGUGAGAGAAACUGGAAAAUACAUAUACAUGUAAUGUAUGUGAAAACAUGUACCGUAUGUGAAUCGUUGAUAGUGUGCAUGCCGUAUGUGAAUACAUGUACAUGUAUGUGAAUCUUUGAUAUUGUAAAAUAAAUGUGCAUGCCGUUGUGAUAUUAUAAAAAGGUAGCUGGUCUUCCUUAAAUGAAUCGUGUUCAUGUAUUGUACAUACUGUAUAGUCCUGUGUUCAAGUGAUGGUUUAUAGGUGGCGCUAGUCAUCGUUUGUUGCACUGACAACAAAUACAUAUUCCAUGAAAGUACGAUGGAAGUGGGUUUAGCUCUUAAUCAGCUAGGUCAUUUUCUCACUGCAGUCACUGGAAUAUUACACUUGGCCUUCGCAGUUUGGCCUAGUGCGAUAAGCAUCUUUUGAUAGUAUGACCAUUUUCCCACCAACUGCUCUAGCAGUAAUUUGAAUUAGCAAACACUAUUUGGGCUGGUGUAGUUUUCCAUCAGUAAUGACUGCAGCUGAAAUACAGGUUGUUAAAAAAAUAUUUGCUCAAAUUCCCUAUUUUACUCUUGUUCAGCAAAACCUCUCCGAUACUAAAUGAUACUCAAUAGUCAAUUAUUAUUGUGUAAAUGAUUAUGUACCAGAAACAUCAAUAAAUACUUGAAUUAAAACUA